GCCCUCCUUGGAGCUUGCCCCCCCCCACCGCACUCACGCCACAGGACUCGAGGCAGAAGCACUGCAUCCCCACUGGAGAAGGAGGGAGGCUGUUCCCUGGGUAUCCUCACAGCAUCAUGACCCUCGAGGCUGACUUUAAUGCUGCUGCAGAAGAUGUAAAAAAAAUAAAAACAAGGCCAACUGAUGAAGAACUGAAGGAGAUAUAUGGAUUAUACAAACAAGCUACUGUUGGAGAUAUUAAUAUUGAAUGUCCAGGAAUGCUAGAUUUGAAAGCCAAAGCCAAGUGGGAGGCAUGGAACCUGAAAGAAGGUUUAUCAAAGGAGGAUGCCAUGAAAGCCUAUAUUUCUAAAGUAAAAGAAAUGGUAGAAAAAUACGGGAUCUAGAAUAAACAAAAUAAUUCCCACUAACAACUAACCCUUCAGUAGCUAAUGAACUAAUGCUGUUGAGAAAAAUGCAACACUAACUCCUUAACUGCUUAUUGUGUACUCUAACAGUAAAAUCUUUUAAUCAUAAGCUGGUUGACUGUAAAGGGUAUUUGCAUACCCACUCUAUAUUUUAGAUUGUAUCUUAUUCUAAAUAAACCUAAUAAAUUAAGCUUCCUGUAAGAA
Molecule: messenger RNA, 608 nt
Organism: Neopsephotus bourkii (Bourke's parrot)
Lineage: Eukaryota; Metazoa; Chordata; Aves; Psittaciformes; Psittacidae
Gene: ACBD7
Product: acyl-CoA binding domain containing 7
Exons: 4
Coding region: 117-383 (88 amino acids)
Biological process (GO): fatty acid metabolic process
Molecular function (GO): fatty-acyl-CoA binding
Source: RefSeq, a predicted model, not a curated record